AAACUAGGCUUCACUUGUUCUGUAGCUACGCUUCUGGAAGACAUUCAAGUGUUAACUGCGAAAACUCAGAAAACAAGUGAACACUACAUACGUUUCUAGAGAAAAAUAAGGACAACUUCAAAAAUUCUGGUAUUACCCAAAGCUUCAUACGCAGUGAAUGCUGCUAACAGUCGGCCUGGCUAUAACUUCCAAUUUCGUUGCGUUCCAGCAAAACACAGAGGCUCGGUGGAGAACAGCGUUUUCAUGUUACUGGCCCUGUUUCAGAUUCGCAUACUGAACAACGUUUGAACGCCUAACUGCAACUUUUUAAUUAAGGACAAAACUCAAAAACAAAUUACUCCAACUUAAGGCACAGUCACUGUGCCUUUAAGAGUCGGGAGGCGAGCAGUCGCUUGCAUUCUACGUCACAUUGAUUGUCAGGCUGGCUAACCAAUCGUUACCACCGUGUGUCAGGUGGGCUAACUAAUCGCACUUCACAUCCAAGUCGGACGCUUGCUGAAGGUUGACUUAUAAAGAUGGGGGUGAAAAUUGAAAUUUUCCGGAUGGUGCUCUACCUGUCCUUUCCUGUGGCCAUGUUCUGGAUCUCCAAUCAGGCCGGAUACUUUGAGGAAUAUGUUGUGAAACGAAAGAGAGAAAUCUUUCCACCUGAUGAGAAGAUGCAGAGGAAAGAGUUAGAAGAUUUUAAGCAGAGAAUGAGGAAGAGGAGAGAGGAGAAGUUUUUAAAGCAGAUGGGAAUCCCAGAAUCGCAAGAAGACUAAGCAAACGCCACUUGUCAUAGACCUGAAUGUGCCUCCUCUUGGAAAGUCUUCAUCAGAACAUGGCUGCCAUGUAGCCUGUCUGGUUACCAUGUGGCUGAAUGAAUGAAGACCUGUUGCUUUUGAACCGGUACUGAUAACUCUUUGGUAACUGGUUAAAUGAUUUUAUGGGAAGGCUGAUAUUCUGCAGUGGAUGUUAUGUGUAAUGUGAUAGUCGCUAGUGGGAGAGGCUCAGGAUGUUUUAUUUAUUACAGACAUUAAAUUAAUUAGCAAACAAGUGUAUAGUCUUCAUCAGGUCAAUGCUCAUGCUGUGUUUUAAAUGUUAACAUCUGCAGAGUUCUUCACACAGUCGUUUGGUAUUAAAGGUUUUGUAUAUUUUA
This is a messenger RNA of Erpetoichthys calabaricus (reedfish), 1135 nucleotides long. Its product is annotated as protein PET100 homolog, mitochondrial. The transcript is spliced from 4 exons. Gene Ontology annotation, cellular component: mitochondrial inner membrane; mitochondrion. Gene Ontology annotation, biological process: mitochondrial respiratory chain complex IV assembly. Bases 516 to 758 code for a protein of 80 amino acids. The record is from RefSeq and is a predicted model, not a curated record. Lineage: Eukaryota; Metazoa; Chordata; Cladistia; Polypteriformes; Polypteridae.